Felis catus (domestic cat) is the source of this 3374-nucleotide messenger RNA. RefSeq names its product translocase of outer mitochondrial membrane 20 (gene TOMM20). Gene Ontology annotation, biological process: protein import into mitochondrial matrix; tRNA import into mitochondrion; protein targeting. Gene Ontology annotation, molecular function: transmembrane protein transporter activity. Gene Ontology annotation, cellular component: mitochondrial outer membrane translocase complex; mitochondrial outer membrane. Bases 147 to 584 code for a protein of 145 amino acids. The record is from RefSeq and is a predicted model, not a curated record. The transcript has 5 exons. Lineage: Eukaryota; Metazoa; Chordata; Mammalia; Carnivora; Felidae.
GGAAGUGCGUGCUCUCGGCCUUUCCGCGUCCCUCGCGGCGAGCGACAGGUCGCAGCGGCGCGGUCCGCUGUGAGGGUUCUCGGCCAACUGCUUCCACGCGGGGCCCGACGCCGCGGCGCUCGCUCCUGCUCCUCGGUCGAGAGAAGAUGGUGGGCCGGAACAGCGCCAUCGCCGCCGGUGUCUGCGGGGCUCUUUUUAUCGGGUAUUGCAUUUACUUCGACCGCAAGAGACGAAGUGACCCCAACUUCAAGAACAGGCUUCGAGAACGAAGAAAGAAACAAAAGCUUGCCAAGGAGAGAGCUGGACUUUCCAAGUUACCUGACCUUAAAGAUGCAGAAGCUGUUCAGAAAUUCUUCCUUGAAGAAAUACAGCUUGGUGAAGAGUUGCUAGCCCAAGGUGAAUAUGAGAAGGGUGUAGACCAUCUGACAAAUGCGAUUGCAGUGUGUGGACAGCCACAGCAGUUGCUGCAAGUGUUACAGCAAACUCUUCCACCGCCAGUGUUCCAGAUGCUUCUGACCAAGCUUCCGACAAUUAGUCAGAGAAUUGUAAGUGCUCAGAGCUUGGCUGAAGAUGAUGUGGAAUGAAAAACCAAUAUCAACAUAAUCUCAAUUAAAAAUAUUUUUAAAAUCUUAACUCGGAAGAUGAGCAGCUCUGGGGGAAUAAGGGCAAAUAGGCUGGUUAUGGACUGUCCUACACUGAAAUCUACCAAAGUUAAUUUUUACUUUGUGUAGAUCCAUUUGUCUGUUUUAUUUAUUUUUCCCAGUGAAAAGUGUAUUUUGAUAGAAGUCUUUUCAUUUUAUAAAUACACUACGAGUUACCGAAAUAUCAUGGAUUUAUUUUAUUCCUAAAAUGUGCAAUUAAAAUGUACAUAUAGCGUCACAUUUCUUACGUUAAAAAUACUCUGCUUAGUUUUGAAAGAUAGGCCAAGAAAAUGUAGGAGAAAGUUGAAGAAUGCACGUGUUUUUUUUGUUUUUUGUUUUUUUUAAAGCUAGUUCAUUUUGUUCUACAUAAAAGAAUUGGAUAGGAACCUGCUUUAUCAAAACUAAGCAUUAAAAUCUUUGAGAGGUCAUUUCUUUCCUUUUAAUCUCUUAAUACGUGAGAUGUGCUGCUGUGCUGUAUUAACUCACCUCCCUGUGUAUUUGUCUUGAAAUGUUUUGUUUAAACCAGUGGGCUUAAUGUGUUCUGGAUAUUUAUCUCCAUGCAUUUUAGCUGUAUGUAGUUGCAGAUAGCACUGGGAAUUAGAUCUGUGUCAUUCUUAAUCUAGCCAUGUGAGCUUCACCAAUUACUGUCUGCCCUCUUUUCCUCUUUAUAAAUGAGGCAGUUGGUGUGCUAAUUCAGAGAAGUGUCCCUUUCAGCUUUUAAUUCAUUUGUUUCUGUUUAGCAUCUAUUUUCAAAUCCACCUUUUCCUGAGGUAUAUGUUUGUUUGGGCAACUAGGCCUUGCAUUUUUUUAUACUCUGAAUUUUGCAUGCUUGCCUGACUUUGUAUUUUUGAGUUGAUCCCCCCCACCCCCCACCUUUUUUUAAAGAUCUAACUUGUGUUGGUUUUCACUGAAAUCCUAUGGUUCUGUCACUGUCGUAAAUCUGAAACUUAACUUUUAGGUAGCUGGGAUGAUACGCUUGUAAAAUGUUUGUUCCCUUUGCUUUUAUCUUCAGUGUAUCUCCUUAAUCCUCUUUCAUUUAUCUUGUUACGAUGAGAAUAAGGUGUAACCUUGUAGCUGAAGACUUGGAAAGAAUGGAGGUGUUCUCAAAAUAGUGACAUGUUUUCUGCAGUCACAGAUUCAACAUCGGGCCUGAGAAUAAAGAUCCUUGGUACUUGCUGUCAUCUGUUGAACUGAGUAACAAUUCCUCCCUGUAUAGGUUGCCUUUACUCUGUCUAAAAAUCUGGAGAGAUCCCAAAGACUUUGCCUAGGUACCAGACUUUUUAUUUUGUUUUACUUACAAAUUUUCCUUAACCUUGGGUUUUUGUUGUGGUUGAGAUCUAAAGGAGAGCGUUUGCAGUAUGGUUCUAAGUUUUUGCCUCUGGACAUCCCCACGCCCUUUGGCAGGUCACAUUACAUCUCUGAACUUAACCUCCUAGUAUUCUCGUCUGUAAAAGAACAUCAGACCACGCAACUCAGACAUUUAAGGACUCUUCCUUGUGUAUCUUCCACAUGUGUAAUCCUGAACCCUUAAACAGUGUGCUUUUAUUUUUGAUAACACCCAGCCUGCUCUUUUGUGGGGAUAGGGAGGUGACCAGUGCAAAUAUGCUAGUCAGUUUUACCAAUAGGUCCCAAAUCCAAAGGAGGGCAAUGGCGAUUGGUCAGUGAUUGACCACAUCGGUAGGAUACAAGCUUUUGUCCUGUGCCCAUCCCAGCCAGAGGGAGUGUUGAGACCAGGGGCAUCCAGAAUAUAGGUUAGAGUUAGUAUAUAGAGGCAAGAACAAGGGGCAGGCAGCUUGGCAAGGGGGAAAUGGACCCAGAGAAACUAAGGACUAGCUGGAGGAGUGAGGGGUUAACUUAGCUGUGUGGGAGGAUGUGAAGGCUGUAUGCUCUGGAGAAUUCUGUACUCUGAGCUGGGUAUCACUUAGUUUUCUGAAAAAUAACCAGCUUUGAUGUAAUACUUGUUGAAAAGGCUGUGGUAUCUUCCCAGUAGAGCCAAUUAUGCUGUCAUUUUCUUACUUAAGUGAUGGUUUUCAGAACAGGUGCCACUUCUGAAAGUCGUUUUGUUAAAAAACAAAACAAACCCAAGCAAGGUUUUCCCCAGAUACUUAACGUGCUGAACACUGUUUCCUAUCUAAAGUUUUAAAUGGUGAUGGAACCACGCAGUCAGUAGGGGCGAUGCUGGCCCAGUGGCCCUCAGCCCAAGAUUUAGGUAGAGUGGUGACAACCUGAGUGCGCCCAUGUCCUAAUGUUGCAUGCUUGGGUACUGUCUUUGGAAAUGGGAAUAUGUAUUUGUGUAUGUUGGUGCGCUUCCUUGGGAAAGAUCGAUUUUUCGAUUCCACAGUUGUACUUCAGGUGAAAGCACACUUAAGAUGGGCUUACCUGACUGUGUCCUGCUAGCCUGUUAACAGAUGACUAGGACUUAACAUUCACAUUGAACUUCUGUAAAGUACAUAAAACCUAGUACGGUGGCCAUAGUAGGCACUCAGUAAAUGUUUGAGUCCUCUUACCCUUCGGUAAUUGAUUUUUUUUUUUUUAAACUAAAUUUCUGCUUUUCUGACCUUGUUGAACCAACUUCUGGACCAGAGUAUUAAUGAAAUAUUGCCGAAGAGAGUUUGAGAAAAUUGGUAUAUGAUGCAGAUAUUACACAAAAUUCUUUCUUGUAACAAAAAAUGCAGUUUUAUUAUUGCUUGUGCCUCAGCUGUUUUAAGUGAAUAUUAAAGGGCUUGGAGAACA